AUGAAUGGAGUCGCCUUCUGCCUGGUCGGGAUCCCGCCCCGCCCGGAGCCCCGGCCCCCCCAGCUGCCACUGGGCCCGAGAGAUGGGUGCUCUGCUGGACGCCCCCUCCCCUGGCAGGGGCCGCGCACGCUGCUCCUGCACAAAAGUCUCCAGGAUGGCUUCGGCUUCACCCUGCGUCACUUCAUCGUAUACCCACCGGAGUCGGCCGUGCAUUGCAGCCUGAAGGAGGAAGAGAAUGGAAACCAAGGAGGAGGACCCUCCCCUCGGCACCGCCUGGAGCCCAUGGAUACCAUCUUUGUCAAGAAUGUGAAGGAUCACGGCCCCGCCCAUAGGGCAGGGCUUCGAACAGGAGACCGGUUGGUGAAGGUGAAUGGGGAGAGCAUCAUUGGCAAGACCUACUCCCAGGUCAUUGCUCUGAUCCAGAAUAGCGAUGAUACUCUGGAGCUCUCCAUCAUGCCCAAAGAUGAGGACAUCCUCCAGCUGGCCUACUCCCAGGAUGCCUACCUGAAGGGAAACGAGCCGUAUUCCGGAGAGGCCCGCAGCAUCCCAGAACCACCUCCCCUCUGCUAUCCCCGCAAGACCUAUGUCCCCCCAGCCCGGGUCUCCACCUGGGCCACUAUGGUGCGUGAGCCCCUUUCAGCACUGCCCAGUGACCCCCGGAGCCCCGCUGCCUGGAGCGACCCAGGGACCCGAGUUCCGUCUGCUGCCUGUCCCCUUCCAGACUACCCUUCCUUGGGGAUGAGCCAGCCCCGCCCCAGCCCUGGUGCCUUCCCCCAUCUCCCCUCGGAGCACCGGACGCCCCGUGCCUUCCCAGAGCCUGGCAGCCGGGUGCUCCCCAGCAGACUGGAGUGCCAGCAGGCCUUGUCGCACUGGCUGUCAAACCAGGUGCCCCGCAGGGCGGGGGAGAGACGGUGCCCAGCCAUGCCACCCCGGGCCCGCAGCGCCUCCCAGGACCGGCUGGAGGAUGUGAUUGCCCAACGCCCAUGGCCCUGCUCCACCUCCCAGGAUGCCUUGAGCCAGCUGGGCCAGGAGGGCUGGCACCGAGCCCGCUCGGACGACUACCUGAGCCGGGCUGCUCGGUCAGCUGAGGCACUGGGGCCAGGGGCCCUGGUGUCACCCCGCUUUGAGCGUUGUGGCUGGGCUUCCCAGUGUCCAUCUGCCCGCCCCUCUGCCUGUCCAGCUCGGGACCUGUCGGGGCCUCAGGCCCCACCCCCACCCAGCCUACAGGGCCUGGGCGACAUCGGGUACAUUGGCUACCGGAGCUACAGCCCAUCGUUCCAGCGCCGGACUGGCCUCUUGCAUGCACUCUCAUUCCGGGACUCACCCUUUGGGGGGCUGCCCACCUUCAAUUUGGCCCAGUCCCCUGCAUCACUCCCACCAGAGGCUGCUGCUGAACCUCCCAGAGCUGUCCGGCCAGAGUCCAGUACCAGGGCCCUGGAGCCUCCCACUGAGGAACGUCGUGAUGAGGUAGUCCUGAGGCAGAAGCCUCCGACAGGCCGCAAGGCCCAGCUGCCCCCUGCAAGACAGAUGAACCUCGGGUUUGGUGAGGAGUCCACAGAGCCAGAGGACAGUGAGCGAGGGGAGCGGCCAGGCAGGAAGGUGGCCCCUUUGGCUACUACCGAAGACUCUCUGGCUUCCAUCCCCUAUAUUGAUGAGCCCACCAGCCCCAGCAUUGAUCUCCAAGCCAAGCACGUACCUGCCUCUGCGGUGGUCUCCAGUGCCAUGAACUCGGCCCCUGUCUUGGGCACCAGCCCUUCCUCCCCCACCUUCACCUUUGCCCUGGGCCGCCACUACUCCCAGGACUGCAGUAGCAUCAAAGCUGGCCGUCGCUCCUCCUACCUGCUGGCUAUCACCACGGAGCGCUCCAAGUCCUGUGAUGAUGGACUAAACACCUUCCGGGAUGAAGGCAGGCCUCUGCGGCGCCUUCCAAACCGAGUACCCAGCCUGCGGAUGCUCCGAAGCUUUUUCACUGAUGGGUCCUUGGAUAGCUGGGGCACCUCCGAAGAUGCUGAUGUCCCUUCUAAGAGACACUCAACCUCUGACCUCUCAGAUGCAACCUACAGCGAUGUCAGGAGAGAAGGCUGGUUGUAUUAUAAGCAGAUCCUCACCAAGAAGGGGAAGAAAGCGGGCAGCGGCCUGCGCCAGUGGAAGCGGGUGUACGCUGCGCUGCGGGCGCGCUCGCUCUCGCUGAGCAAGGAGCGGCGGGAGCCCGGGCCAGCGGCGGCGGCGGCGGGGGCUGCGGCGGCCGUCGCAGGUGAGGACGAGGCGGCGCCCGUCUGCAUCGGCUCCUGCCUGGUGGACAUCUCCUACAGCGAGACCAAGAGGAGGCACGUGUUCCGGCUGACCACCGCUGACUUCUGUGAAUAUCUCUUUCAGGCUGAGGACCGGGAUGACAUGCUGGGCUGGAUCAGAGCGAUCCGGGAAAACAGCAGGGCCGAGGGCGAGGACCCCGGCUGUGCCAACCAAGCUCUGAUCAGCAAGAAGCUUAAUGAUUACCGAAAAGUGAGCCAUAGCUCUGGGCCCAAAGCUGAUUCUUCUCCCAAAGGCUCUCGCGGCCUGGCGGGGCUCAAGUCUGAGUUCCUCAAGUCUGAAUUCCUCAAGUCCGAAUUCCUCAAGUCCGAAUUCCUCAAGCAGAGUACAGUUCGUGGCCUCAGGACUCAGGACCUGCCUGCAGGGAGCAAGGAUGACAGUGCUGCCACUCCUAAAGCCCCUUGGGGCAUCAACAUCAUCAAAAAGAAUAAGAAGGCAGCCCCAAGAGCAUUUGGGGUACGGCUGGAGGAGUGCCAACCAGCCACAGAGAACCAGCGUGUCCCCCUGAUCGUGGCUGCGUGCUGUCGCAUUGUGGAGGCUCGGGGGCUGGAGUCCACGGGCAUUUACCGAGUGCCUGGCAACAAUGCUGUGGUGUCCAGCCUGCAGGAGCAGCUUAACCGUGGUCCCAGUGACAUCAACCUGCAGGAUGAGCGCUGGCAAGACCUCAAUGUAAUCAGCAGCCUGCUCAAGUCCUUUUUCCGGAAGCUGCCCGAACCUCUGUUCACGGACGACAAAUACAACGACUUCAUCGAGGCCAAUCGUAUUGAAGAUUCAAGGGAGCGGAUGAAGACGCUGCGGAAGCUGAUCCGGGAUCUCCCAGGACACUAUUAUGAAACACUCAAAUUCCUUGUGGGCCAUCUCAAGAUCAUUGCUGACCACGCCGAAAAAAACAAGAUGGAGCCCCGGAACCUGGCCCUGGUCUUUGGUCCAACUCUGGUAAGGACAUCUGAGGACAACAUGACGGACAUGGUAACACACAUGCCUGACCGCUACAAGAUUGUCGAGACCCUGAUCCAGCACUCAGACUGGUUCUUCAGUGACGAGGAGGACAAGGGAGAGAGAACCCCUGUGGAUGACAAAGAGCCUCAGUCAGUGCCCAACAUCGAGUACCUCCUGCCCAACAUCGGUAGGACGAUGCCUCCUGCUGACCCAGGUUCAGAUUCUACCACCUGUAGUUCAGCCAAGUCCAAGGGCUCGUGGGCCCCCAAGAAGGAGCCGUAUGCCCGGGAGAUGCUGGCGAUCUCCUUCAUCUCGGCUGUCAACCGCAAGCGGAAGAAGCGGCGUGAGGCGCGGGGACUGGGCAGUAGUACCGACGACGACUCAGAGCAGGAGGCACACAAGCCCGGGGCGGGGACGUCGGUGGCAGGGGCCCAAGACCAGCCGGAGGGGCAGCUGCCAGGCGCCGCUGUCCCCGAGGUCCCCGAGCGCCUCAGCCCCCCGGCGGCUCCGGAGGAGCGGCCGGCCGCGGAUACGCGCUCCAUAGUCUCGGGCUACUCCACUCUGUCCACCAUGGACCGCAGCGUGUGCUCGGGAGCCGGGGGCCUGCGGGCGGGCGCGGGGGACGAGGCGGACGACGAGCGCAGCGAGCUGAGCCACGUGGAGACGGACACCGAGGUGGGCGCGGCGGGCGCGGGGUCCGGGGGGCGCCUGACGCGCCGGCCCUCCUUCAGCUCACACCACCUGAUCCCCUGCGACACCCUGGCGCGGCGCCGCAGCCAGGAGUCGCUGCGCCCCCCAGCGGCUGCAGCGGCUCUGGGAUCGCGGCCCUCGCGCAUCGAGGCGCUGCGACUGCGCCUCCGCGGCACGGCCGACGACAUGCUGGCUGUGCGGCUGCGGCGGCCGUUGUCGCCCGAGACGCGGCGGCGCCGGAGCAGCUGGCGCCGCCACACGGUGGUGGUGCAGAGCCCGCUGACUGACCUCAACUUCAAUGAGUGGAAGGAGCUAGGCGGCGGGGGCACCCCGGAGCCCGCGAGCCCUCGGGCUCACAGUGACAACAAGGACUCGGGCCUCAGCAGCCUGGAGUCCACCAAGGCGCGGGCCUCGUCGUCCGCCGCUUCGCUACCGCCCGCGCUGGGGGAGCUGGGGCCUUUGCAGAGCCAGCCUCCGCGCCGCUCGGCUGCCGCCCGCCUCCACCAGUGCCUGUGA
Molecule: messenger RNA, 4455 nt
Organism: Orycteropus afer afer
Lineage: Eukaryota; Metazoa; Chordata; Mammalia; Tubulidentata; Orycteropodidae
Source: RefSeq, a predicted model, not a curated record